AUGGAUACAGAUACGAUCUCAGUCACCGGUGUUGAGGAACUAGAAAAGCAUCUUGAUGAACUCAUCUCAGAUCCGAAUCUAGAACCAACUCUUAAGCUGUUCGACGAUGUGGAGCUCCAGCUUACUGAUGCCAACAUCCCGCCUCUUAUUCCGAGGCUUCUACCAAAAAUCACCGAGAUCCUUAAGCAGUACCAGCAGGAUCCCAAAAUUCUAUGUAGCUUAGCGAUCAAGCUCCUUAGACCCCUCACUUUCACUCAGAUACUAUCACUAGCUUCGGAAGAGGCUUUAAUACAAGCUCUACGGUCUCCCGCUCCGUCAGCAAAUAUUCUUGCCAUGACCGUGCUUGAAAAGGCCACCAAGUCACCAGGCGACGCCGCUAUUCUAGCUAGGAUGAACAGUAUAGUUACGCACUUCCUAAUACAGUGGCUGAGUGCACCGCAAGUUGAAGUUGGCGAGAAGGGUUCUAGAGUCCUAGGCGAUCUUCUGGAUGUUGACUGCGAUACUCGACCACCCGAUGGCCUAUCAGUUAAUGGCAUGGAAAUCGCGAUCAGGAAGCCGCCCGGUCAAGGGCUAUUGUGGCGGAGAAUUUUCUACGAUCGCGACGUAUAUGAGCUUAUAUUGUCGCUCUGGGCAAAUCAUCCUCUCGGUAUCCAGCAGCAGUCCCUUGCUCAAGGCCGUCUUCUCCGGAUCUUACCUCGUCUGACGGCUCUAAACUUCCGUGCUGUAACUUGGUCCGAUUUUACCGACUUGAACCAGAAAUACGCCAAGUCUAACGGCAAUGGGGGGUUACUACAUUUUGCUGCCCUGUCGAUGGUUGAUAAAGAGGAUAUGUUGCUGCAUCUUACCCUGAUCGAUUUCUUCGAGGCCCUUCUAAGCAUUCAGCGGGUCACACCAUUUUCUACCUACAAGAUUGAUACGCUUAAAAGUCUUGUAAGAGAUGCUACUGCGCAGGAUAAUGCCUUGAAGGCGGCAAUACUCACCUUGCCCGAACGAACUGUACCCGAAGAAGCUGAUGACCUCCGACAAUUCAUCCGAGAGAUCCUGAAUCCUUAG
This is a messenger RNA of Daldinia loculata, 1053 nucleotides long. RefSeq lists its product as uncharacterized. Bases 1 to 1053 code for a protein of 350 amino acids. The transcript is spliced from 2 exons. Lineage: Eukaryota; Fungi; Ascomycota; Sordariomycetes; Xylariales; Hypoxylaceae. The record is from RefSeq and is a predicted model, not a curated record.